Fulmarus glacialis (Northern fulmar) is the source of this 3099-nucleotide messenger RNA. It is a transcript of the gene CLCN3, whose product is annotated as chloride channel, voltage-sensitive 3. The record is from RefSeq and is a predicted model, not a curated record. The transcript is spliced from 12 exons. NCBI's taxonomy places the organism in Eukaryota, Metazoa, Chordata, Aves, Procellariiformes, Procellariidae. Gene Ontology annotation, molecular function: voltage-gated chloride channel activity. Gene Ontology annotation, cellular component: Golgi apparatus; membrane; synaptic vesicle. The coding region runs from base 1 to 2379 and encodes 792 amino acids. Gene Ontology annotation, biological process: transmembrane transport; chloride transport.
AUGGAUGUCUCUUCUGAUCCCUAUCUGCCCUACGAUGGCGGGGGAGGAGACGGCAUUCCGCUCAGGGAGUUGCAUAAACGAGGAACUCAUUAUACCAUGACAAAUGGAGGAAGUAUCAACAGUUCAACACAUUUACUGGAUCUUCUGGAUGAACCAAUUCCUGGAGUAGGAACAUACGAUGACUUCCAUACCAUUGAUUGGGUUCGGGAGAAGUGCAAAGACAGAGAAAGGCAUAGACGGAUUAACAGCAAGAAGAAAGAAUCAGCAUGGGAGAUGACAAAAAGUUUGUAUGAUGCAUGGUCAGGAUGGCUAGUAGUCACACUAACUGGUUUGGCAUCAGGGGCAUUGGCAGGAUUAAUUGACAUUGCUGCUGACUGGAUGACUGACUUAAAGGAAGGCAUUUGCCUUAGUGCUUUGUGGUUUAACCAUGAACAGUGUUGUUGGGGUUCAAAUGAAACCACAUUUGAAGAGAGAGAUAAAUGUCCGCAGUGGAAAACAUGGGCAGAACUAAUAAUUGGGCAAGCAGAAGGUCCAGGUUCAUACAUAAUGAACUACAUAAUGUACAUUUUCUGGGCUUUGAGCUUUGCCUUCUUAGCAGUUUCUCUGGUGAAGGUAUUUGCUCCCUAUGCCUGUGGCUCGGGGAUACCUGAGAUAAAAACUAUUUUGAGUGGCUUCAUCAUCAGAGGUUACUUGGGGAAGUGGACUUUGAUGAUAAAAACAAUUACUUUAGUCUUGGCUGUCGCAUCAGGUUUGAGUUUAGGAAAAGAGGGUCCCUUGGUACAUGUUGCCUGCUGCUGUGGGAAUAUUUUUUCCUACCUCUUUCCAAAGUACAGCACAAAUGAAGCUAAAAAAAGAGAGGUAUUGUCAGCUGCCUCAGCAGCAGGAGUAUCUGUAGCCUUUGGUGCCCCAAUUGGUGGAGUCCUUUUCAGUCUGGAGGAGGUCAGUUACUAUUUCCCACUGAAAACUUUAUGGAGAUCAUUUUUUGCGGCUUUAGUAGCUGCAUUUGUUUUAAGGUCCAUCAAUCCUUUUGGUAAUAGCCGCCUAGUUCUUUUUUAUGUGGAAUAUCACACUCCUUGGUACCUUUUUGAACUGCUUCCUUUUAUUCUUCUGGGAGUAUUUGGUGGGCUCUGGGGAGCGUUUUUCAUCCGAGCAAAUAUCGCGUGGUGUCGUCGACGCAAAUCUACAAAAUUUGGGAAGUAUCCUGUCCUGGAGGUUAUUAUUGUUGCAGCAAUAACAGCUGUCAUUGCAUUUCCUAAUCCAUAUACAAGGCUAAACACCAGUGAGCUUAUUAAAGAGCUCUUCACAGACUGUGGGCCGUUAGAAUCCUCCUCCCUCUGUGACUACAAAAAUGAUAUGAAUGCGAGCAAGAUAGUAGAUGAUAUUCCUGACCGUCCAGCAGGCACUGGAGUCUAUUCAGCUAUAUGGCAGUUGUGUUUAGCACUCAUAUUUAAAAUAAUCAUGACAGUCUUCACUUUUGGUAUCAAGGUUCCAUCUGGGUUGUUCAUACCUAGUAUGGCAAUUGGAGCAAUAGCAGGAAGGAUUGUAGGAAUUGCAGUGGAGCAGCUGGCUUACUACCAUCAUGACUGGUUCAUUUUCAAGGAGUGGUGUGAAGUUGGAGCUGACUGUAUUACACCUGGUCUUUAUGCCAUGGUUGGUGCUGCUGCGUGCUUAGGUGGUGUGACAAGGAUGACUGUGUCCCUGGUAGUUAUUGUCUUUGAGCUAACAGGAGGGCUGGAAUAUAUUGUGCCCCUAAUGGCUGCAGUCAUGACCAGUAAGUGGGUAGGAGAUGCCUUUGGUAGGGAAGGCAUCUAUGAGGCACACAUCCGACUGAAUGGAUAUCCUUUCUUGGAUGCAAAGGAAGAAUUUACUCACACAACACUGGCUGCUGAUGUUAUGAGACCUCGAAGAAGCGAUCCACCUUUAGCAGUUCUGACGCAGGAUAAUAUGACAGUCGAAGACAUAGAAAACUUGAUCAAUGAAACCAGCUAUAAUGGUUUUCCUGUUAUUAUGUCAAAAGAAUCACAGAGACUAGUGGGCUUUGCUCUAAGAAGAGAUUUAACUAUUGCAAUAGAAAGUGCUAGAAAGAAGCAGGAGGGGAUUGUUGGCAGUUCCAGGGUCUGUUUUGCCCAGCAUACCCCAUCGCUUCCAGCAGAAAGCCCUCGACCUUUGAAGCUUAGAAGCAUACUUGAUAUGAGCCCUUUCACCGUUACAGACCACACACCAAUGGAAAUAGUGGUGGAUAUUUUCCGGAAGCUGGGUCUGAGGCAGUGCCUUGUAACACACAAUGGGCGCCUCCUUGGCAUUAUAACAAAAAAAGAUAUCCUCCGUCAUAUGGCCCAGACGGCAAACCAAGACCCCGCCUCAAUAAUGUUCAACUGAAACCCAUAGCUGAGGAGAGAGAGGAAACGGAAGAGGAGGUUCAUUUGUUGAAUAGCACAACACUUUAGUCUGGGGGAUACUUGUAAAAUCAGAGACGAUAGCUGGGUUUUUGCAUAACAGUGCUGCUGGAAAUCAGGAGUUGGUCUGGGGGAAUAUGUGGCAAGGAGGAAGGCUGAUGGGAGCGUGGGAAGGGAGAGCUGCUGUCCUGCACUGGAUGCGUCCCGAGACGUCAGGUCUGCCAUGAUAGUGCAGUGGGUAAGCCGUGCGAGGUGGCGCAAUUCUCCAGCCCCAGCCUGGUACUUCAGCAUUGAAGAGAUGUGUUACUAGUCCCUGUUUCUGGAGGGAUCAUUCUGAAUUGAGCCAUCUUACAGAGACUGAAAGGUCUUGGCCCUUUUUACCAUUGAAAACUGUUGUGUUAACUCAUGAAACGUAUAAUUAUUACACGUCACCUUUCUACAUUCCAGAAGAGCUUUAUUUCUCUCUCUCCUGAGCCGUAACAAAGCCUCUUUAAAAUUGGUGUGCCCUUUUGAAGCAGUUGUUUCUCAUAUUGAGAUGUAGUGAGUUACCGAGGUUUGAUCACAAGAAGGGAGGUUUUUCUUGUGCCAUUAAACGUGUAAGUUUGUACAUCAUGAAAUGCUUGGGGCAGUACAGAUCCACUGCGACAAAAACAGAUUGAACAGGUAAUAACUUGCAAGAACCAUGUGAGACUUCUUUCAACCC